CUUUACUAAGUACUAUUUAAGUAUUGAGUAACCUCCAACACUUUUCCUCCAUUUUCCACUCUCUUACAACAAUGGCCAUGAGCAACAACAUAACAGCUCUGGCGAACUUCAUCGCCCUGAUGUGCUCCAUCCCGAUCAUCUCGGCCGGCAUAUGGCUCGCCUCGAAGCCCGACAGCGAGUGCAUCCGGUGGCUGCGGUGGCCCCUGGUGUUCAUCGGCAUCGCCUUCCUCCUCGUUGCCCUCACGGGCUUUGUCGGCGCCUACUGGAAGAAAGAGGGCCUCCUCGGCCUCUACCUCGUCCUCAUGUUCAUGCUCAUCGUCCUCCUCCUCGUCCUCCUCGUCCUCGCCUUCGUCGCCACCCGCCACGCCGGCGCCUACUCCGUCCCCGGCGCUGCCUUCCGCGAGUACCGCCUCGCCGGCUUCUCCAACUGGCUCAGGGACCACGUCAUCGGCGACGAUAACUGGCCCGGGAUUAGGGCGUGUUUGGCCGAGUCGCAGAUAUGCCCGAAACUCGCCGGGAAGUAUUUCUCCGCCGCGGAGUUCUUCGCCGCCCAUCUCUCUCCUAUUGAGUCCGGAUGUUGCAAGCCUCCGAUGAUAUGCGGGUACCAGUACGCUGGUCCCACGACAUGGAAUGGCGCAUCCAGCGUUGUAGCAGACGUUGACUGUGCCAUGUGGAGCAACGACCCGAGCCAGCUCUGCUACAACUGCGAGUCGUGCAAGGCAGGGCUGCUGGGGAACCUGAGGCGUGAGUGGAGGAAGGCGAACGUCAUACUCAUUGUGACCGUGGUGGUGCUAAUUUGCUUGUACGUCAUAGCUUGCAACGCGUACAAGAAUGCUCAGUUGGUGGACACAGUAAAGAGAUAGGAGGGGCUUAAAAUAUGUGGAAAUUAGAAAAAAAAAACUAUUUCAACCCGAACUAUGCCUAGAUUAUUAGUUGAGUCUCUACUAGCAUUUUUUUAUGUAUCUGUCACUACGAGUAGGGAUGGGCUUAAUUUUUUCCCCUAGUUUGAUUAUGGUUUGCAUAUGCCAUUUUAGUGCUUUGUUUGUAUAUAUUCUUUUCUAGUAGUAUUCUCUAAGUGAGUGGAGUUUGAAUAUUAUGGGAUAGUUGGAAGAGUUGAUGUUUUUGAGGAGUUGCAGAUUUUGAUGAGAGUAAAGUUUCCAACUUUUUGCUGUA
This is a messenger RNA of Salvia splendens (bonfire salvia), 1173 nucleotides long. RefSeq names its product tetraspanin-2. NCBI's taxonomy places the organism in Eukaryota, Viridiplantae, Streptophyta, Magnoliopsida, Lamiales, Lamiaceae. Gene Ontology annotation, cellular component: membrane. The transcript has 2 exons. Bases 72 to 863 code for a protein of 263 amino acids. The record is from RefSeq and is a predicted model, not a curated record. Gene Ontology annotation, biological process: auxin-activated signaling pathway.